This is a messenger RNA of Anastrepha obliqua, 1928 nucleotides long. Its product is annotated as turripeptide Gsg9.2. The record is from RefSeq and is a predicted model, not a curated record. Lineage: Eukaryota; Metazoa; Arthropoda; Insecta; Diptera; Tephritidae. The transcript is spliced from 4 exons. The coding region runs from base 1579 to 1821 and encodes 80 amino acids. Gene Ontology annotation, molecular function: protein binding.
UAAUUCAACAUAUUUCAAAUUCUAUGCCCACAUAUACAUCACUGAUACAUAUGCAUACAUAUUAACAUUUUGGUGGAUGAACUUACGGUGAUCUAGGUUCGUACUUCAACUUCAAGUCGAAAUCAUCAGGCAACAGUUUCCAAUAUCCAGCGCCCUAGAACCAUUCCGCCAGAUGCCCAUCAACCAAGCAACGUCGAAGCUGACGCCAACAACACAUCCACCACAACAAUAUUUCCACUAACAAUAAUAAGACACGUAAUCGCGUCGAUCAAUCGAUUAGCCAUUAGCCGGCAAUCGUAUCUAUACAUAUAUUAUACACACACAUUUAUGUACGCUGUGUGUGUGUAUGCAGUGUACCAUUAAGCCGCUUUGCUGUUGAGUCGCUGAUCCGCAGUUCCGCCGAGUCGCCAAGUUGCCGCAUUGUCGUAUUGCUGUGCCGCAGAAAUUCUAUAAAACUAACAAACUCUUUGCGAUCGACUGUGAUUCUUUCGUUCAUUUACGACGGUGUUGGUUGCAGUUGUUUGUUUAAUCAAUUGUUCAUCCAAGUUUUCGAACGCUCUCGUGUUUCCCGGCAUAUCCAGUGCAUCCAGUUGUUUGGCUCUUAACUAACGUCUGGCGAGCACUCAGAUUUCGCUUAGCAUCAAUUUUGCGGAGGAUCACAAAAAUCUACCUUUGUGGUCCCAUAUCCUCGUCAAACCAUUUGUACGCGAUUUCUUUGAGCAUUUGCCGCGGCUUAUUGCUUCUAAAAUACAAAUAUCAUUGACCGGUUUCGAUGAAAUAAGCUUGCAACAUUGUCUCGCAUCAAUAAAUACGUAGCAUACCACGCAUACUAAGGCAUUCACAACAGGCUCCAAGUCAGUUUCUAAUAUUUCGCUUUGUGCACGAAGGAUACUGUUACCACGCGCGACUCUCGUACGUCUAUCUGCCUCAUCCAUUCGCCUUGGCAAACGUUGGGUCAAAUCGAUCGCGCGUGUGUGAGAGUGUGUAUAUAUAAGUAUAUAUAUAUUUAAGUAUUUGUGGAUCAAUUGAUUGCGGUCGAUCGCGAACAUUGGUUGCCAAUCGUGCACGUUACGGUCCAUCGAUCGAUUCAGUUUGCUUUCACCCGCGGUAUUGUGCGUUUACUAGAGCCGCAAAAAGGCGCUUCAUACUUAACUAUUCGCACCGCAACGUAUAUACAUACAAGUGUUUUUAGCGAAAUUCCAUUUAGUCUUAACAAAUACAUAUUGUUUUUUCGGAAAUUAAAUAAAAUAUAAUCUAAGUGAAUCUAUGAAGCGUGGACUCGUAUUUAAAUUUGAUAACUAACCGAUAACCGAGGUGCCAGCAAAUAACCUAUUACAUACAAUACAAUCAUACAUACAUACGGAAAGUGUGGAUUUGUAUUCUGUGUAUUGACUUCACGUGAUCCAGCCAUACGUCAUACUUAGUAACACUUUUGAAAAAAAAAUAAAAAAUUUUACUAAGUGUUGCCAUUUCGCUUUCAAUUUUACUGGAUUAAACAGAGGAGCGUAAUUUUGAGCCCUUCAACUAAUUUUUGGAUUAUUUAAGUUGCUUUGUUGCUGUAAAAUCAAAUCUACCAACAUGAAGCUCUUCGCAAUUAUUCUCGCAUUUGCCUUGUACGCAUUCGCAUUGGUGCAUUCAUUGGCGAUAUCCGAUACGAAUGUAAAGUGCCAAAUGAACUGUGACCUGCAAGACUACAAACCGGUGUGCGGCACAGAUGACGCUGGUGAGACGAAAUCUUUCAAUAAUCUGUGCAUUUUGAAGACAGAGAAUUGCCUGCGACAACUUUCAUUCCAGAAAACCGCCGAUGGAGAAUGUCCGUAGAUGCUAAAGUUAAAAUAAAAAAAUUAAAAUUAAAAAAAAAAUAUAUAUAUCAUUAAACCAGUUAAUGUAGAAAAUAAACUAAGUGCUGUGCAUUUUAAUGCAAAUUA